UUUGCAAUCAAUGCUGACAAGUGGAUUUUCCCUUUAGCCGUGUGCUUCAUGUGUGUGCCUUCAAAUGAUGGCCAGCACUAUGAGAAAAAUUGCGAGCAGUACCUGGAUUUUUGUGAGACGCACACACUCAGUGCUCCACUUGGCUCGUCUGUGCUUCUCCCGUGCAAAUUUAUAACCAGCAGCCACGAUUGGGUGUCAUGGGCCCACACUUCUGGGGAGAACCUGGUCAAUCUCACAUCUGAAGGGCGUAUUAAUUUCCUGCUCCCCAAAGGGGGCCGGGUGAAAGUUUUUCCAAACCAGGGCUCAAAAGGGGACUACUCCAUCAGUAUCGAUGAACUUGAAGACUCUGACCUGGGGUGUUAUUACUGUAGGCAGGGAGACGAAUGCCUUCAGAUGGAGCUGGUUGCUGCACCGGUUACACAGAGAGAGAUGUGGCUGCUGAUUUACAUCUGUGCUGGCAUGGCCGCUUUCAUGCUGCUGAGUGUCUUCAGCUAUGUGCUCUAUAAUAACAGAAAACAGAACAAUACCAACAAUCCUGUAGGCGCAGACACUGAGGGUGCUUGUGCUCCACCUCACAUGAACAUGCCUGAACAGCAGAGGGGAGCAGACAACAUUGAUCUUGUUUACGAGAACAAUGACCAAGACCCAGCCAACCAGCAGGGUGACCCCACCAGACACAAUUGUAGACUACCAGGAGUUCUGCAUUAUCUGGACAGGACUCAACCCACUCAAGACACCAGUGGGAUUUAUCCAAACGUGAACCAGUUUAACUCUGAAAGGGAGGAAAGUCAGAGAAAAAAACUGAGAUUUCAUAGAGAACUCAUCAACAGAUUACGACAAGCAAGUUUCAGUCAACAUUAUUAUGUUAACCAAAGUGAACUCAGCCAGCAACAAGCCGAGUCAGCUCAGGCGAAUAAUCAUCACAGAGGUAUUAGAUUUUAUUUGCCUAAAGGGAGUGCAGUCUUCAUCUGUGGGCAUGUUCAGGAUGAAAUCAUACCAUGCACUGAACUUCUCUCUCUUCUUGUUGUUUCUCUUUCAGCUCAUGAAUACCAAAACCCCAUUUACAACAGGAGCAAUGGCCAGCUCAACCAUCUGUAGAGAACAAAGAGUUGAAACAGCUGUUGAGACAGUUUCAGUAUCAACAUCCUCUCGCAAUGACAGUUGAUUAUUAAUUUUCCCGUUUGCUGUUUGGUGAAGUUCAUCAAAUAAAGAUCUUCACAUACAAAAAAGCUCAACUAAGUAACUGCAUGUCUCACAAUCCAAAAUUGCUUUUCUAUCCUAACAUUUCAGUAAUGAAGUUCAGAGUGGUGAUAAUGAAUGUAGAAAAUUGUUGAAAAUCAGUACUUUGAGCUCAUACAUUGCCUUCACUGCAUUAAAAGUUUGACUUGCAGAUCAAAUAUGAGACUUUUGUGUGUUCCUCAGCUGAUCGUAAAUGAAAAGCAAACUACAUUCACGUCAACAGACAGUUCAGAGCUUCUGGUUGACAGUCUUUUAGCUGUGGAAGGAAACC
Xiphias gladius (swordfish) is the source of this 1510-nucleotide messenger RNA. RefSeq lists its product as uncharacterized. The record is from RefSeq and is a predicted model, not a curated record. The coding region runs from base 49 to 1098 and encodes 349 amino acids. Lineage: Eukaryota; Metazoa; Chordata; Actinopteri; Istiophoriformes; Xiphiidae. The transcript is spliced from 9 exons.